AUGUCGUUCUCUGAAAGUGGCAGUUUGACAACACAUCGACGCACACACACUGGAGAAAAACCGUUCCCGUGUGAUGUAUGUGAAAAGUCGUUCUCUACAAGUGGCAAUUUUACGAAACAUCGACGCACGCACACUGGAGAAAAACCGUUCCCGUGUGAUGUAUGCGAAAAGUCGUUCUCUACAAGUGGCCAUUUGACAACACAUCGACGCACACACACUGGAGAAAAACCGUUCCCGUGUGAUGUUUGCGAGAAGUCGUUCUCUACAAGUAGCGGUUUGACAUUACAUCGACGCACACACACUGGAGAAAAACCGUUCCCGUGUGAUGUAUGCGAAAAGUCGUUCUCUACAAGUGGCCAUUUGACAACACAUCGACGCAAACAUACUGGAGAAAAACCGUACGCAUGCGAUGUUUGCGAGAUGUCGUUCUCUGAAAGUUGCAAUUUGACAACACAUCGACGCACACAUACUGGAGACAAACCAUUCACGUGUGAUGUUUGCGAGAAGUCGUUCUCUACAAGUAGCGGUUUGACAUUACAUCGACGCACACACACUGGAGAAAAACCGUUCCCGUGUGAUGUAUGCGAAAAGUCGUUCUCUACAAGUGGCUAUUUGACAACACAUCGACGCAAACAUACUGGAGAAAAACCGUACGCAUGCGAUGUUUGCGAGAAGUCGUUCUCUGAAAGUGGCAGUUUGACAACACAUCGACGCACACACACUGGAGAAAAACCGUUCCCGUGUGAUGUAUGUGAAAAGUCGUUCUCUACAAGUGGCAAUUUUACGAAACAUCGACGCACGCACACUGGAGAAAAACCGUUCCCGUGUGAUGUAUGCGAAAAGUCGUUCUCUACAAGUGGCCAUUUGACAACACAUCGACGCACACACACUGGAGAAAAACCGUUCCCGUGUGAUGUUUGCGAGAAGUCGUUCUCUACAAGUAGCGGUUUGACAUUACAUCGACGCACACACACUGGAGAAAACCCGUUCCCGUGUGAUGUAUGCGAAAAGUCGUUCUCUACAAGUGGCCAUUUGACAACACAUCGACGCACACACACUGGAGAAAAACCGUUCCCGUGUGAUGUAUGUGAAAAGUCGUUCUCUACAAGUGGCAAUUUUACGAAACAUCGACGCACGCACACUGGAGAAAAACCGUACGCGUGCGAUGUAUAUGCGACAUGUCGUUCUCUACAACUUCCAAUUUGA
This is a messenger RNA of Acyrthosiphon pisum (pea aphid), 1206 nucleotides long. RefSeq names its product zinc finger protein 271-like. The transcript has a single exon. Bases 1 to 1206 code for a protein of 401 amino acids. The record is from RefSeq and is a predicted model, not a curated record. Lineage: Eukaryota; Metazoa; Arthropoda; Insecta; Hemiptera; Aphididae. Gene Ontology annotation, biological process: regulation of transcription by RNA polymerase II. Gene Ontology annotation, molecular function: RNA polymerase II cis-regulatory region sequence-specific DNA binding; DNA-binding transcription factor activity.